UUGGAAAGCAUCAAUAAGUCGAAAGGCACUUAUGGUGAUACGUGGGAACAUCAGUAUCGCACGGCACUAGCUGAGCUGCAGUCGUUGCGUGAUGAGAAUGCAAGCUUAAAAACAAAAAUACGGAGGCAGAAUCGGGAAAUCGAACUUUGGAAACAGCAGACAGAAAUGGAAGCUGAUGUGGCGUUACUCGAAAAUAAGAUGGGCAUUCAGGAAGAUGUCACAGCACUGAAAGACUUGCCAGACGAAGAUGACUCAUAG
This is a messenger RNA of Gongylonema pulchrum, 258 nucleotides long. The record is from the annotation of a GenBank genome assembly. Lineage: Eukaryota; Metazoa; Nematoda; Chromadorea; Rhabditida; Gongylonematidae.